Molecule: messenger RNA, 1011 nt
Organism: Capsella rubella
Lineage: Eukaryota; Viridiplantae; Streptophyta; Magnoliopsida; Brassicales; Brassicaceae
Product: protein SINE3
Exons: 4
Coding region: 167-748 (193 amino acids)
Source: RefSeq, a predicted model, not a curated record
UGAGUGAGAACCAUCUAUAUUGGGCCUUGCGUCAAAUUGUUAUCGACCCCUUAGCCCGUGAAAUGAAAAAGCGUACUACAAAAAUAUCUUGCUUGAUAUUUUUUAGUUGCACUAUUUCUCAUUUACGAAAACUGACAAGCUCCAAAAUUGAAAACAUUGGAGAGAGAUGAAGGAAAUUCAAAAUCCCAGGAAAAACUUCGCGCGCUCAUCCGAUCUCGGAGCUAAGAGACUCAAGGAUCCUGAGAUGAAGAAUCGCAAGGUUGCGGAGAAGAGACAGAGCGCAGUCUUUUCCGACGUAUCAUUUGAAAGCACGAAGGAUCCAAUCGAUUUUACUCCGAUCUCUCAGUUUUCUAGCGCGAUCUCUGAUUCCGAGGCUGAGAGUGUUAUUAUGCAAGGAUCGAGCCUAGAGUUAUUGUCAACGCCAGAGAUUCAUCUUCCCACUGAUGAUUCUGCAGUUUCAACCAUUACUAGUGUGGAGGCUCGUACUGAUACUUCUUCUACUGAUCGGAUCCAGUCGAUUGUGGACUUGCCUGCUUCUGUGCAGUCCUUGCGUGCAGAGAUCAAUGAGCUUAAGAAAUUGAUCUGUUCAGUUGACACUUCUGAAGAAAUUAGCUGGGUCGAUGGAAUUGUUACUGUGAAAUUCCGCAUUGUGCUUUUGAGUUUCAUCCUUUGGGCUAUCUUAGCUGCAUUUGUGGUCUGCUUCAGCUCAGGGGAGAAAGUUGAUUACAAUGGACCACUUCCAACAUGAUUCUGCAAGGAUUUCUGGCUGAUAUAACUGUGGAACCUGGGACCUUAAACUCAAAUACUUCUUCAGAAGCAGAGCAUGUAAAAGUUGGAAAAGAUCAUAUGAAAAGAAAAAAAAACAGUCCGUACACAGGUUAGUAUAUCAUGUUUGCCUCAGAACAGCUUUUAGUUGAUAUUAAAUUUACCAAAAGACAAAUAAUCAUUUGAUAUUAGCAAUUCAAAAUAGACCGUUGAAAAAACAAUGAUUGAGCAUCAUCCGUUAUCUCA